This is a messenger RNA of Rubroshorea leprosula, 5631 nucleotides long. The record is from the annotation of a GenBank genome assembly. NCBI's taxonomy places the organism in Eukaryota, Viridiplantae, Streptophyta, Magnoliopsida, Malvales, Dipterocarpaceae.
GUCUCCUCCGCCGCCGCUUCCUCUGGGUUCAUCGCCGUCAACAUCCUAACUUCGCUUCAACACCGUCGAGCUCUUUAGCAUACCUUCUCCCUCGGUUUUGCUUCUCUUACGACAGCUGCCAACAUGGCCCAAACCACAGAGGGUGUGACGGAGUCUGUUGAGGCCGUGCAGUUCAGCUUCAUGACGGCGGAAGAGGUUCGAAAGCAUAGCUUUUUGAAGGUUACGAAUCCCUUCUUGCUUGACCACCUGGACCGGCCGACUCCUGGCGGAUUGUAUGAUCCGAUGAUGGGGCCACUAGAGGAUAGGGCACCUUGCAAAACAUGUGGCCAGACAAAAUUGAAUUGCCCGGGUCAUUGCGGUCAUAUCGACCUUGUUUCGCCUGUUUACAAUCCCUUGAUGUUCACUUUUCUUUACAACAUUCUGCAAAGGACCUGUUUGUUUUGCUAUCAUUUUAAAGCAGAUCCGGAAGAGGUUAAGAGAUGCGUUUCUCAACUGCAACUCAUUGCCAAAGGAGAUGUUGCUGGUGCACGAAAACUAGAUCCAGUUCCUGGUGAUAAGAAAAAGGAUUCAUAUUCUGUUUCUGUAUCCGAAUACCCAGAGGAUAGUGAAGGAAGCCACACAUCAUGUUCUACAGUACAUUCAAGUCAUGCAGAUCAGAAUUGUGAUUAUUCACAGCAGCAAAAAUGGACCUCUCUUCAGUUAACUGAAGCAAUGUCAAUUUUAAACAAAUUUUUGAAGCUCAAAUUCACCAAGUGUAAGAGAUGUAUGGCAAAAAGUCCUAUUCUCAGGAAACCAACUUUUGGAUGGCUUCACAUGAGUAAUGAUAAGACGGGUGCCAAUGCUAGAGAAAAUGUGAUGAGAGGGAUAAAGACGAGGGACACAUUCUCUGGUGAAGCUGGAUCUGAGGUAGAAGACACCGAUAAUAUCACUCUUUAUGAAAGUGAUGCGGAUAAUCCCAAUGCUGACCACCAUGGGGGUAAAGGUGGUGGCUCAAAGGAUCAUAAAAGGAAUAAUGCGGAAGUCCUUGCUGAGUUCAUGAAGCAGAGGGGCAAAUUUUCAGGACCUUUGUUGCCAUCAGAGGUUAAAAAUAUCAUAAAACUUUUGUGGGAAAAUGAGGUUGAUCUUUGUUCCUUCAUCACUGAUAUCCAGCAGCAGGGGUUUGGGAAUAAAGCAGGUCACUCUAUGUUCUUCUUAGAGACUGUUCUUGUACCUCCUAUAAAAUUUCGUGCUCCAACUAAGGGAGGUGAUUCUGUAAUGGAGCACCCUCAAACUGUUUUACUAAAUAAGGUUUUGCAGUCCAAUAUAGCAUUAGGAAAUGCUAACACAAGUAAAUCAAAUCAGUCACGAACAAUAGUUAGUCGGUGGAUGGAGCUGCAACAAUCCAUAAAUGUGUUGUUUGAUACUAAAACUGCCACAGGUCCAGGUCGAAAAGAUGUUGGUACAGGGAUUUGUCAGUUGCUGGAGAAAAAGGAAGGCAUGUUCCGCCAAAAAAUGAUGGGAAAGAGGGUUAAUUUUGCCUGCCGAUCUGUCAUAUCCCCUGAUCCCUAUUUAGCAGUUAAUGAGAUUGGAAUUCCUCCAUAUUUUGCACUAAGGUUAACCUAUCCAGAGAGAGUGACCCCCUGGAAUAUGGCAAAAUUGAGGGAAGCCAUUAUAAAUGGGUCUGAAAUUCAUCCUGGAGCUACACAGUAUAUCGAUAAGUUGUCUACCCAUAAGUUGCCUCCUAGCCGAAAAGCCCGUAUUUCCAUAUCAAGAAAAUUACCUUCCUCAAGAGGUGCUGUCAUUCAACCUGGAAAGAAUUCUGAUUUUGAAUUUGAAGGCAAAACUGUUCUAAGGCACCUGCAAGAUGGAGAUGUUGUGCUUGUAAAUCGACAGCCUACACUUCAUAAGCCCAGUAUAAUGGCACAUAUAGUUCGUGUUUUGAAGGGGGAGAAGACAAUUCGCAUGCACUAUGCAAAUUGCAGCACAUAUAAUGCUGAUUUUGAUGGAGAUGAAAUGAAUGUACAUUUCCCACAAGAUGAAAUAUCUCGUGCUGAGGCAUACAACAUUGUUAAUGCAAACAAUCAAUAUUGCAAGCCCUCCAAUGGUGACCCAAUCAGAUCCUUGAUUCAGGAUCACAUUUUAAGUGCUGCACUUCUCACAAAGAAGGAUACUUUCUUGAGCCAUGAUGAGUUUAAUCAGCUUCUUUAUAGUUCUGGUAUCUCUAGUUUGGGAUCAUCUUCUUCUUCUGGUAAACCUGGCCAGAAAGUGAUCUUUUCUAGUUCUGAAGAAGAGAUUUUGCCCAUUGUACCAGCAAUCUGGAAACCAGAACCUCUUUGGACAGGGAAGCAGGUAAUUACUGCUGUGCUAAAUCAUAUUACAAGUGGUCGCCCACCAUUUACAGUUGAAAAAAAUGCAAAACUUCCGGGUGAUUUUUUUAAGAGAAAAAGUAGGGAAGCUGAUCGAAUCAAUAAGGGUGGUGAUGUCAAGUCAAAGAUAAAAGAGCCUGAUGAAGAUAGAUUGUUAAUUUACAAAAAUGAUUUGGUCCGUGGUGUGAUUGACAAAGCUCAGUUUGCUGACUAUGGUUUAGUACAUACAGUUCAAGAGCUCUAUGGCUCAAAUACAGCAGGCAGCUUGCUCUCAGUGUUUAGUCGUCUCUUCACAGUUUUUCUUCAGAUGCAUGGUUUCACAUGCGGUGUAGAUGACCUUUUGAUAAUGAAAGAUAAAGAUGUUGAAAGGAAGAAGCAACUUGAGGAUUGUGAAAGGAAAGUUACAGAAGCACACUAUAAGCUUUUUGGUGGAGAUGAUGGUGCUAAAAUAGAGAAAAGGGAAUUACAAAAUAAAAUUGAAAAUACCAUACGGUUUUACGGGGAAGCUGCUGUGUCAGCCUUGGAUAGGAAGGUCACAAAGGUACUUAAUGAGAACUCAAGCAGAGGUGUUCUCAGUGACUUGCUGACCGAGGGGUUAUUAAAAUCCACCGGAAAGAACUGCAUAUCUCUUAUGACAACAUCUGGUGCCAAAGGUAGUAAGGUUAAUUUCCAACAAAUAUCUGCUUUUUUGGGCCAACAAGAAUUGGAAGGUAAACGGGUUCCUCGCAUGGUUUCUGGUAAAACAUUACCCUGCUUCCAUCCAUGGGAUUGGGAAGCUCGGGCUGGAGGUUUUAUAAGUGAUCGGUUUUUAAGUGGUCUUCGCCCUCAAGAAUAUUAUUUCCAUUGCAUGGCUGGACGUGAAGGGUUAGUUGAUACAGCAGUUAAGACAUCUCGCAGCGGAUACCUGCAAAGAUGUCUCAUAAAAAACCUUGAGUGCUUGAAAAUAAGUUAUGAUUACACUGUCCGCGAUGCUGAUGGUUCCAUUGUUCAAUUUCAAUAUGGAGAAGAUGGUGUCGAUGUCCAUCAAACCAGUUUUAUCACCAAAUUUGAAGCACUGGCAUUGAAUCAAGAUAUGCUCUCUGAAAAAUUUAGUCUUCAGCUCAGAGAACCAAAUAAGUACAUAACAGAUUUGCCCAAAAGACUCAAGAAGAAGGCUGAUGAAUUCAUUGAUGGAUACUCCUUGAAGGGGAAAGGUUCUUCUCACCCAGUGAAACGAAAACACUUCUUGAAGUUGAUGAAGCACAAAUUCUUUGCAAGUCUUGCACAGCCCGGAGAACCCGUGGGUGUUCUUGCUUCUCAGUCCGUAGGAGAACCAUCAACCCAGAUGACGCUGAACACUUUCCAUCUUGCUGGGAGAGGUGAGAUGAAUGUCACACUUGGAAUCCCACGUUUACAGGAGAUCUUGAUGACUGCUUCAGCUGAUAUAAAGACUCCACUUAUGACGUGCCCUUUACAAGAGGGUAAAACAAAGGAGGAUGCAAUGCGACUCGCUGAUAAACUGAAGAAAAUCACAGUGGCAGAUAUAGUAGAGAGUGCAGAAGCAUCUGUUUCUUAUGCUGAUUCUGAUGGCCAGAGCUGUCGUGUAUAUAAGCUCAGGAUGAAGCUUUGUAAGACUGAACAGUAUCCCAAGUACACUGAUAUUACAGUAGAAGACUGGCAGGACAUAUUAGAGGGUAAAUUUUUGAGGGAGUUGGAAGAUGCCAUAGAAACCCAUGUUCGUUUGCUCUCUAGAAUCAGCGGCAUAAAAAAUUUUGUGCCAGAGUCACAGCCAAAUGCUUCAGAUGAGACAGAUGAAGAUGUGUCUGGUGGCCGAUCACGCAGCAAUGAGAAUGAUGAUGAUGGUGAUGAUGCAGAUAAUGAUGAUAAGGCUGAGGACCUUGGUUUAGAUGCAAAGAAACAAAAACAGCAAGUUACUGAUGAGAUGGAUUAUGAGGAAUCAGAAGAGGAACAAAGUGAAGGGGGAUCAGUGGCAGGAUCUGAAAGCGAAACUGGUCAGUCUGAGGAUGAGGAUGGCGUUAUUGAAAAUGAUGCAACUGGAUUAGAUGAAGGCAUGGAUGGGAUUUCUGAAAGUCAACCCAACCCUCCAAAGACCCCCAAGUCUAAAUCAGGGAAAAGGAGGACUAAAUUAGAACCCAAUAAAAAGAAGAAGAGAUCAAAUUUUACUCGUAAAAAGAAUGAUAGAUCAAUUUUUUGUGAAGCAACAGGGUGUGAUUGUGAUCGGAAAAGAGAAGUGCAUCAGAUGCAUUAUGAGGUGCAUUUCGAGUUUAAAAGUGAGGAUCCUCAUAUUUUACUGGCCGAGAUUGCUAAGAAGACGGCUGACAAGGUUUAUAUCCAAAGUUCUGGAAAGAUAAAUCAAUGCCAAGUGAUCGAUUGCAGUGAGAAUCAAGUUAUUUACUAUGGUAGGGAUCCCAAUGAAAGGAGGGAUAUCAAAGCAGAUGAGAAAAAGAAAAUACCUGCUUUGCACUCAAGUGGAAUAGACUUCCGUGCAUUUUGGGACAUGCAAGAUCAUCUCGAUUUGAGGUAUUUAUAUUGCAACGACAUUCAUGCAAUGCUAAAUACAUACGGGGUGGAAGCUGCCAGAGAAACCAUCAUCAGGGAGAUCAAUAACGUUUUCACUUCUUAUGGAAUCUCGGUCAAUAUCCGGCACCUAACACUAAUAGCUGACUUCAUGACUCAUUCUGGUGGGUAUCGACCAAUGAGCCGAUUGGGAGCUAUAGCAGAUUCAGUAUCACCAUUCAGCAAAAUGUCUUUUGAGACAGCGUCGAGAUUCAUCGUUGAAGCAGCUAAACAUGGGGAGACCGACAACCUGGGAACGCCAUCUGCAAGGAUCUGUCUGGGGUUGCCAAUUAAGAUGGGCACAGGAUCUUUUGAUCUGAUGCAGAGAAUUGAGGUUUGAUGUAUGGUAUAUGGAGCAAGCUAGUUUUAGCCAAGUCUGCUUCACACUGCAGAAGAAAUUGUGAGCUACCAUAGCAGAUUCCUGAGUUUUUGCCGUAAAUUUAUCUAAUUCUUCUCAUCCUUGGGAAAUUUUGUUUCAAGAUCAUAUUAGUUUAGCUGAUCAAGGUGUUCUCAUACAGUUGGUUUUGUAGUGAGUUUUUUCAAAAAAAAAAGGAAAGAUUUUGAGGCGACGGUUGGGUCACGGUGUUUUGCAUCCUAAAAGUGAUUAUUAUAGUUUUGUCAUCAGGUGUAUCUAAAACAAACAGUUACUAAAAUUCCAUUGUUUUGUAUGUACUCAAACUCAGAAGAAGAUUUCUAAUAUUUAUAUGUCAAAUCAACUUACUUAAUCGCA